GAGCCCGUAGCCCCGCCCCCCAGGACGGCCUGGGAGGCAGAAGGAAGUUUUACCUCCGUGGCAGGCUGACGGCUGGCGAGGAGCGGGGCGACAAGAUGAGUGCAGGCUCGGACCCCGUGGUCAUCGUCUCUGCGGCGCGGACCGCCAUAGGCUCCUUCAAUGGUGCCCUGUCUACUGUGCCUGUCCACGACCUCGGGACAGCUGUCAUCAAAGAAGUCCUGCAGAGGGCCAAGGUGGCCCCAGAAGAGGUGUCCGAGGUCAUAUUUGGACACGUUUUGGCGGCAGGCUGUGGGCAGAAUCCUACUCGACAAGCCAGUGUGGGUGCUGGGAUCCCCUUCUCGGUUCCUGCCUGGAGCUGCCAGAUGAUCUGCGGCUCGGGCCUCAAAGCCGUGUGCCUGGCAGCCCAGUCCAUAGCCAUAGGAGACUCCAGCAUUGUGGUUGCAGGAGGCAUGGAGAACAUGAGUAAGGCCCCUCACUUGGCUCACCUGAGAGCAGGAGUCAAGAUGGGUGAGAUGCCGCUAGCUGACAGCAUUCUCUGUGAUGGUCUCACAGAUGCCUUUCACAACUACCACAUGGGCAUCACAGCUGAGAAUGUGGCCAAAAAAUGGCAAGUGAGUAGAGAAGCCCAGGACAAGGUUGCAGUUGUGUCCCAGAACAGGGCAGAGCAUGCCCAGAAGGCUGGCCACUUUGACAAGGAGAUUGUGCCGGUGUUGGUGUCUUCCAGGAAAGGUUCUACUGAAAUGAAAAUUGAUGAGUUUCCUCGCCAUGGGAGUAACAUGGAAGCCGUGGCCAAGCUAAAACCUUACUUUCUUUCUGAUGGGACAGGAACAGUCACCCCAGCUAAUGCAUCAGGAAUAAACGAUGGUGCCGCUGCUGUGGUUCUUAUGAAGAAGGCAGAAGCCGAGAGUCGGAUGCUGAAACCUUUAGCAAGAAUAGUUUCGUGGUCACAAGCUGGUGUGGAGCCUUCCAUUAUGGGAGCAGGACCAAUUCCAGCCAUAAAGCAAGCUGUUGCAAAAGCAGGCUGGUCCCUGGAGGAUGUUGACCUGUAUGAAAUCAAUGAAGCCUUUGCAGCUGUGUCUGUUGCAAUAGCUAAAGAACUUGGAUUAAACCCUGAGAAGGUCAACAUCAAUGGAGGAGCCAUUGCCUUGGGCCAUCCCCUGGGAGCAUCUGGCUGCAGGAUUCUAGUGACCUUGUUACACAGCCUUGAGAGGAUGGGCGGGACUCGUGGUGUGGCAGCCCUGUGCAUUGGGGGUGGCAUGGGGAUAGCUAUGUGUGUUCAGAGAGGGUGACCUGCCCGACAGCCAUCACCCUCGAAUGGUUCUUGUUAAAUGUGAAACACUAGCUAGUAUGUGAAAUCAGAGGACCAAAGUGAGGACAGGAACCCAGGUGGACAGCUCGCUGUACUUUAAUGUGAGAUACCCAAGGCUAAGACAUUGCAACCUCACACUGCUAUAAAUAAAAGGGAAAUCCAGUCAGUCAUCAAGGGCUCCAGAGUGAACCGCAUUUCCAUAACUAAGCAUCUUUAGUUUCUGGGUGUAAUGUUCUCUGAUCAUUGUUUUGUUUUUGAGACAGGGCCUCACCAUGUAGCCUUGAAAUUGUUUGGUAGACCAGGCUGGCUUUGAACUCCUAGAGAUCCACCUGCCUCUGCCUCCUGAGCACUGGAAUUAAAGGUGUGUGCCAUUAUGCCUGGACCCCAAAAUGACCCAUUUGAAUACUGGUGAUUGGGGCUUCUGUUGCAAACUUCAGGCUCUUCACUUUAUAUUGGUUCUAAUGCCCCUGCUUGCUUGUUGUCUGAUGGUUUCCCAUUGAUCAAAUCAAGACCAAUCUUGUAAUGGUGAAAAUGUGACUCGAUGACCAAGCUGAUGUAGUGUGUUCCAGCUAUUCUAGACCAGAAGGCUGCGGGACUUCUAACAAGUAUGCCCCUGAGAGCAGGAAAGUGAGCAGCAGGCAGUUUUGAUGUGUUUAUUUCUCUUUGUUCUUACUGGAUAGGAUGUUACCUGCUUCAAAUUCCUGCCUUGACUUCCCCAAAAUGAUGGACUAUAACCUUGAACUGUGAGCCAAGUAAACUCUUUCCUCUCUUA
Messenger RNA from Mesocricetus auratus (golden hamster), 2081 nucleotides. Its product is annotated as acetyl-CoA acetyltransferase, cytosolic. Lineage: Eukaryota; Metazoa; Chordata; Mammalia; Rodentia; Cricetidae. Gene Ontology annotation, biological process: fatty acid beta-oxidation. The coding region runs from base 96 to 1289 and encodes 397 amino acids. The record is from RefSeq and is a predicted model, not a curated record. The transcript has 9 exons. Gene Ontology annotation, molecular function: acetyl-CoA C-acetyltransferase activity.